GGCAGAAAGAGUGAGUGAGCGAGGUAGAGCGAUAGUAGGAGAGGAGAGAGAGAGAGGGAGGCGGUAAGAGCGUGUGAAGGAGGGCGUCUGAUGGAGAUGGGAGUAUUUAUAGGUAGAGAGAUGAGGAGAUAGAACGACGCGAAAGAGAGAGAAAGAGAGAAGGAGGGAGGAGAGAGACGAGAGAGGGAGGCAGAGAGACAGGGAGAGAGAGAGGAAAAUCCAGACACAAUAAGAAGAAAGGGAAGACAAAGAGGAGGAGAGCGCGAGCGAGGGACCAUGCUGAGGAGGAAGAGGAGCGUGUCGUUCGGAGGCUUCGGAUGGAUUGAUAAGUCCACAGUCAGCGCUCUCAGAGCUCGCAAACAGGAGCUCCUGACCAUCUCCAAUGUUCCUGUGGCAGACUGCCCCCCCUCUCCCCCCCGCACUGCACCUCCCACCAUGAAGUCGGCUCAUUUCUUCGACAUGAUGGAUAAGAUGGAGCAGGUGCCCGAAGCUGCAGAGAUGAAGACGAUCCCUCAGAGACAGAAGGACGACUACAUUCCUUAUCCGAGGAUCGAGGAGGUGUUGGAGAGGGGGGGGCCAUACCCUCAGGUCAUCCUGCCUGAGUUUGGAGGUUACUGGAUCGAAGAUCCCGAGGCCUCUCCUCCUGCUGUGCCUCCUCCCACCUGUCUGAAGAACAGGGGAGAGGGGGAGGAGGAGGAGGAGGAGGGGGGAGGUUUGAGAGGAAUCGAUGAGGUGGACACAGCCACAGGGGAUUAUGGGUACCGUCUGGAGGAGAUCAAUGAGGCUGCUCAGGCGUACAGGAAGCACUUCUUGGGCAGGGAGCAUUUAAACUUCUCCUGUUCAGCCAGCAGCCUGGGAAACCUGCUGCUUUCUGUGAGACACCAGGAGGAGAAGGAGCAGGAGCACCUCCAUGUUAUCAUCAGGUCUCGAGUGAAGAGCGUCCACCACAGACUGUCACUGACAGAGCUGCCUGACAUCCCCAGUGUACCAGAGCUCGCCAAGCUGCUGUGUGACGAGGCAGCCGGUCUGCGGUUCAGUCCCGUCCUCUACCCGAAGGCGUCUCAGCUGAUCGUCAGCUAUGACGAGCACGACAUCAACAACACCUUCAAGUUCGGAGUCAUCUACCAGAGAUUUGGACAGGUGUCUGAGGAGGAGCUGUUCAGGAACAACGAGGAGACGCCGGCGUUCACAGAGUUUCUGCUGCUGCUGGGAGACACAGUGGAGCUGCAGGACUUCAAAGGGUUUCGGGGGGGUCUGGACGUGUCCCACGGUCAGACGGGUUCUCAGUCCGUCUACACCGUCCACAGACAGCAGGAGAUCAUGUUCCAUGUCUCCACCAAACUGCCUUUCACUGAGGGAGACACACAGCAGCUUCAGAGGAAACGUCACAUAGGAAAUGACAUCGUGGCUGUGGUGUUUCAAGAAGAGGCCACGCCCUUCGUCCCUGACAUGAUCGCCUCCAACUUCCUGCACGCCUUCAUCCUGGUGCAGGUGGAGGAGCCCUGCUCCAAUAACACCACCUACAAGGUGUCUGUCACCGCGCGAGAAGACGUUCCUCCGUUUGGCCCGCCCCUCCCAAAUCCAGCCAUCUUUAAGAAGGGUCCAGGGUUCAGAGAGUUUCUUCUCACUAAGCUCAUCAACGCAGAGCUGGCCUGUUAUAAGAGCGACCGCUUCGCCCGGCUGGAGGAGCGGACCCGGGCGGCGCUGCUGGACAGCCUCCAUGACGAGCUGCACAGACGCUCCCAGAGCAUGCUGGGAUUGACAUCAGGCCUGGAGGAGGAGGGUCGAUCUGAGAAUGGACACGCCCACGGAGGACUGCUGGAGUCCAUCAAGAGGGCAAUGCGAGGACGGAGCGUCUCCAUGGAGACCAUGUCGCGGGGUGGGGCAGGUCUGCCCACAAGCCUGAGUGGGGGGGGUCUGGCACACAUCAGUGCAGAGUAUAACAUCAGAUCUCCUGUGAAGAGACGUUCGGGACUCUUCCCUCGUCUGCUGAGUGUCGACAGUCAGACAGAGAGACACACUCAGAGGAGUCUCCUCAGUGAGCAGAGGAGCUUCGACAGCUGCCAGCCCACACUGGAGGUGAGGUCAGAGCAGCCGUCCAAUCCCAGCUCCCCAGAGGCGGGACAACGGGACAGGAUCCACAUGAGGAAGGACAGCAGUAAGAUUUCCAGAUCCACGUCCAGCAGCUGCAGCUUCAGCGUCGCCACUGACGACACUCACCUGCCCACUCAGGCUGCAGCGGUCGAGGGUCAAAGUUCAAGUCCGCUGAUUGUGUGUCGCAGCCCCACAGAGACCAAGAAUAAAAACUCUCCCAGAUCCAACCUCAAGUUCCGCUUCGACAAGCUGAGCCACUCUGCUGCGCAGGGACAUUAGACUGUGAAGACAGCUGUGGAGAUUAACAACAAAGAAGUUCAGACAAACAUCAGAGGAGGAGAAGUCUAAUCUGAACACACACACACACACACACACACACACACACACACACACACACACACUUAGGUUAAAAAGGGAAAACACUUCAACAUUCCUCCUUAAUGCUGCGUCUCUUCAGACUGUGACAGAGUGAUCAGCCUCGUUAUCAGCUUCACUAAUUAAUGUUGAUUGUGUGACGAUGUCGAGGACACGCCGACAUGAACCGUGUUGGUGUGUCUGUUCUCUGACAAAGAUAGUUCAUGAGGGAAAAGAGGCGUCACUCUGUAACACCAUUGUACAGUGUUUCUCCAUCAGAGUGAGACCUCCUCUCUCCACAUCACAGCCACAUUCAUUAAUAGUCCUGACCCUGACCCUGACCCUGACCCUGACCCUGACCCUGACCCUGACCCUGACCCUGACCCUGAUCCUGACCCUGACCCUGACCCUGACCCUGACCCUGACCCUGAUCCUGAUCCUGAGUCCUUCUUCACGGUGUACCUGCUGAUAACAGCUGUAGAAUCUGAAGGUUCUGAUCCAAAACUGAUGAGCUGAUCAGUUUAAAUUAUUGAUCUGCAGGCUGUGGCGACAGGAAGUGAUCCUCUAGAGAGAGGAGGUCCCACUCUGACUGUGUCACAGAGUCGAGCUUCUUCCCCGAACAGACACACAAACUGACAACAGACAGGCGUCAUGUGAUGAACAUGUGAUGAACACGUGUUGGCAUGAACACAGCCACCAGAGCUCCAGCUGUUUACACAAAGCCUGCAGUCACAUGACCCCUCAGGUUCAGACCACACUCUGAUCCUGAGGCUGCUGACGGACAUGGUUUCCCACAAUGCACCACACACAGAUGUGUAAAGAUAAAUAAAAAUAAAUGAUGGUGAGACUGAGCAGGUCAGAAACAGUUCCUUUAAAUAAUUCAUAUUAUCAAACUUUUUUCUGUCAGUCGAUUAUUGAUUAAUCACCUGAUCACGUGUGCUCCAGAGCACUGGUUGUUGUUAUGGGGAGGUAACGCCGGGGGCCAGUAGGGGCCCUCAGGAGGUUGAUCAGCUCAUGAUGAGUGUGUGGUGUUGAGGUGGGGUCAGGUGGAGUCAUACACGUUGUUAUCAUACACAGAGCAUUUCCUGUUGGUGUCAUAUUGAUCAGGAACUCUGAGCAGAGCUGAGACCAGGAUCAGAGACUGGAGCUGUGUCCCAGUUCAGGGUCCACAUCCUGGUCCUUCGUAGAUCGAGAGGACCGAACCGAAGUGGGACGGUCUGGUCUACGGAGCCUAGCAACCAUGACAACACUUGUGACAAAACCUGAGGUUUCAAGGUCCUUGGUUUGAAGAGUUAGCUGUUGAAAUGAAUCUUGGGACAUGUUGGACCAUGAGGGAUCCACCUGUUGGCGUUUUCAAGGAGCCUCUGAAGUGGGAUGCUCGAGUCUCGUUGGGUUCCGUCUUCAGAUGCAGACCCUGAACUAUGACACAGCUCCGGCCUCAGAAACACUUCCUGUUACCAACACAGAUCAGGUUGAUGGAGCAGCUGAACGACCUGCAGCUUCUCCAGGUCACUGAUGAUGUCUUUGUGUUGUUGUGGGCUGAUCACGUCCAUGUAGUUUCUUCUUCUCUGUCCCUGAGAGCUGCACGUGGCGUCGGUACACUUCAUCGCUCAGUUACUGUCAUCACAGAUCAGAUAGACCUGAGUUACGUUCACAUCACAUGAACUGUGACACUGUGUUAAGAAGAAGCUGUUUGAUGCAAAAACCGACAGAAACUGACAACUGAUGUAUGUUUUGCACUAAAAUGAAUCUUCCUCUGUGGAUGUUAAAUGUACAUGAACACUGACUCUGUACAGACUGAACUGUCACUGUCUCGAUUGCACGGAAAGCACAAACUGUUCCUCUCCUCGCUCCGACUUCAGGUGUAAAUCUCUUUUUCUGUGUCUUCAGAUUUUUUGCAAAAUAAGAGUAAUAAUUUAUUUUGAAAGGGGCUGAUGAGAGGGAGGAAGUAGCAUAAAUACAAAGAUGUCUGUGUGUUUAUAUUUAAUGUUUCUGCAUCAUGAUGGAAAUCUGAGGUUUCUGUGAUUCUCACAUGAAAAUCUGACGUAUUAAAGUUUCUGCAGAAUGGA
Messenger RNA from Seriola dumerili (greater amberjack), 4517 nucleotides. RefSeq names its product rap1 GTPase-activating protein 2-like. Gene Ontology annotation, molecular function: GTPase activator activity. The record is from RefSeq and is a predicted model, not a curated record. Gene Ontology annotation, biological process: regulation of small GTPase mediated signal transduction; activation of GTPase activity. Gene Ontology annotation, cellular component: plasma membrane; cytoplasm. The transcript has 25 exons. Lineage: Eukaryota; Metazoa; Chordata; Actinopteri; Carangiformes; Carangidae. Bases 277 to 2373 code for a protein of 698 amino acids.